AUGAAACAACUUUCAGUCAGAUCGAUUCGUAUUUGCAAGGUUGUAGAUCUAAAGACGCCCGUUGGAUUCAGGCUCGCGCAGAAGAUGCUCACUGUUAAACUGCCAUUUCCGAAGGACUCGGUACAAAUGAUCAUCCCACAGGUCAACUUUCCACCCGUGUCGGGAGCGAAUUUUAGAAUUCAAAGGAGACCAGGUCUUUUCGAUGCGUUGCCUAUGCACUCCUGUGGCAAGAUCCACGAACUCUGCAAUGUGGUUGACCAUCUUGUUGGUGUUGCCCAGUUUCGUCAGGUUGUGCGACGACCUGUGGUCAAAGCUAGGCUCGCCAUGGCAGGGCUGCUUAGUUUGGGGAAAAGUCUUUUUGCCACUCUAGCAUAUUCACUGCCUCAGUACCCUGUACACUGGAACCUGCCGUCUCAGAAGUCGAACGGUAUGGCGACCGGUGAGAAGCGAUCAGAUCUCAGACUGUGUACUUACAAUGCGAGAACAGUGUCCAGAGACGCUAACCUGCGUGCCUUUCUCGGAGCUGCAGAGCGUAUCAAAUUUCACGUAGUUGCUCUGCAGGAGACCAAGUGCAGAUGGAGCGACGUACGACCGAUGAAUGACGGAAGACUCAUCAUUCGUGGAGAGAAGGUUCCGUCGCGAAAUGUAGGCAGUGUUGGUUUUGUUGUUCACCCGUCCGUCGUCCAUCUUGACGAUUCUCACGAGAUCCUGUCACCUCGUCUGAUCAUUCUUUGCCUCCGUCCUCUGCGCCAAAAACCCAUCAGUAUCAUCAUCUGCUACUCACCAACAUCAAUAGCUGAUGAAUCCGAAUUGGACGCGUUUUACGAGGAGCUGGAGAAAGUGAUCCGCAACGAGAAGUCCUUCUACAAAUUCGUUAUCGGACACUUCAACGCAAAUCUAGGAAAGGUUACAGAAGAGGAACACAGGAUCGGAAGAUUUGGACAAAGGGAACGGAAUGAAAAUGGCAAUCGUCUCGCCGCUCGCCUCUUUCAUGGGAACUCUCUUUUCAUGAAAAAGGAUCAUCGUCGGUGGACAUGGGAAUCGCCCAAUGGCGCGACUCGUGCGGAGAUCGACCACAUGCUCACUAACCGGGGUGACUUGCACAUCGAGGAGGACCCAAACGUGGACUACGGGAUACUGCUCAUAGGAUUACGAGCCUGUGCUGAGCGUGCCUCGAAGCUGCGCACGACAAAUUUGGAUCGAAUUUCGAACACCAUCAAGGAAUUGUUGGAAAGAAGAAUGACUUUGAGGCUUGGUCCGAAUGCAUCGCACAUUGAGCGGUUAGUAGCUAACGCUAGCUGCAGAAAAGCGUUGCAGGAGGAGUUCUCGAACUACAAGCAGAAGAAGAUUCUGGAAGCAGCACAAAGAAGAACGAGUCUAAGGAGGUGCCGCAGGGAAUAUAAUAUUCCGCUAGCAGCCUUGCUGAGCGAAGACGAGACUCGCAGUUCUUCUCGUCGUGAGAUGGAGAUCGUUACGGAGAGGUUUUACUCAAACCUUUUCCGUUCAUCAACUCCUGUGUCAAGCCCGAUCAUCAUCAUUGGUGAAGCUCCACCACGGAUUCCCCCUUCGGAAGUACGAGUCGCUAUCAAGAGCAUGAAACCUGGCACAGCCUCCGGACCUGAUUUUAUUGCAGCAGACUUCCUUCGGGCUGUGGCCAUCCACUUCAUGUAA
This is a messenger RNA of Necator americanus (New World hookworm), 1671 nucleotides long. RefSeq lists its product as uncharacterized. The transcript is spliced from 5 exons. Lineage: Eukaryota; Metazoa; Nematoda; Chromadorea; Rhabditida; Ancylostomatidae. Bases 1 to 1671 code for a protein of 556 amino acids. The record is from RefSeq and is a predicted model, not a curated record.